Molecule: messenger RNA, 705 nt
Organism: Acanthosepion pharaonis
Lineage: Eukaryota; Metazoa; Mollusca; Cephalopoda; Sepiida; Sepiidae
Source: the annotation of a GenBank genome assembly
AUGGUUUUACAUCUAUCUAUCUAUCUAUCUAUCUAUCUAUCUAUCUAUCUAUCUAUCUAUCUUAUCAUGACCGUCUCUCUGUGUAUAAGCCUGUUCAUUCUCUCUCUCUCUCUCUCUCUCUCUCUUUCUCUCUGUAUAUAUGUAUCUCAACCUGUUCACCUCUGCCAAUCUGUCUAUCAAUUCUUUAUCUAUCUAUCUAUCUAUCUAUCUAUCUAUCUAUCUAUCUGUUUGUUCAUGAUCUAUCUAUCUAUCUAUCUAUCUAUCUAUCUAUCUAUCUAUCUAUCUAUCUAUCUAUCUUAUCAUGAUCGUCUCUCUGUGUAUAAGCCUGUUCAUUCUCUAUCUCUCUUUCUCUAUGUAUAUGUAUGUCAACCUGUUUACCUCUGUCUAUCUUUCUGUCAAUUCUUUAUCUAUCUAUCUAUCUAUCUAUCUAUCUAUCUAUCUAUCUAUCAGUUUACGCCUAAUAUCUAUCUAUCUAUCUAUCUAUCUAUCUAUCUAUCUAUGACUUCUUAUACCAGUAAUCUAUCUAUCUAUCUAUCUAUCUAUCUAUCUAUCUAUCUAGUGAUGAAUGAUAAGUCAGGUGAUAAUAAUAAUAUACACAAAAUUUUCUCCUUUUUUUGUCCGUUUCUUUCUUUCUUUCUUUCUUUCUUUCUUUCUUUCUUUCUUUCUUUCUUUCUUUCUUCAUUAGCCUUCUAUCCAUACAUUUAA